Oldenlandia corymbosa var. corymbosa is the source of this 510-nucleotide messenger RNA. Lineage: Eukaryota; Viridiplantae; Streptophyta; Magnoliopsida; Gentianales; Rubiaceae. The record is from the annotation of a GenBank genome assembly.
AUGACCAAGGUUGAAGAAGACGAAUUCACGGGAUCUUCGGGUAGGCCGCGCACUCCUGCUGAUGAUACUACCUUGACGAAGUUCCAGAAGAGACAGGAAAAGAAAAAGGUCGAGAGAAACCGUGAAAAAGGGCCCGAAAACGAACCAGAGAAAGAACGUUUGGUCCUUAGCUCCUCCCAACCUAACCCGAAGAGACCGGACAACACAAAGCCAGUAACAGACAAGGAGGAUUUGUGUCCACCCUGGAAUACUGGAACAUCCAAGAAGUACUUAGAGGACCAAAAAUUAGCCAAGAUCGAGGCUGAGCUCAAGAAACUGCGCGACGACAGUGAUCAAAGUCGAAUGAUGAAGAAGUAUGUCCUAGAAGAAACAAAGCGCAGCUGUCUCCUCGGUCUACCAGACCCAACUGCGCAAGAGUUGGCUAACAUGAUUGAUGAGAAAGAAGCCUGCCGCACCUUAGCUCGUCUCGUUUUAGGAAGAGGAAGAUCAUCAGCAGUUCCCAGAUCAUGA